AUGGAGGACGGUUGGGCUGAUAGGCAUGGCCGCAUACUCCUCCGUUGCGCUGCGCAAGCCCUGCGCUUGGGCGUGGAAUCACAGGGCAAUAGACCUGAUUAUGAUGGUCCCGUCGUACCCUACCUUGGCCUCGAGAAUCUCGGUGCCACAUGUUAUCUUAAUGGUCUUCUACAAAGCCUGUUUCUCAUACCACAAUUCCGUCGAAUCGUAUAUUGCUCAACUCUAGCGGCCGACUCUGGCAAGCUGGCCUCCCAGCCCUCUUCUCCCAGUCGGUCCGCCUCCAAUGGCCUCCAAAUAGUGCUGGCCCUCCAAAGCGUCUUUUUCAAGCUCGAGAGUGUCACCAGGGCCCCCGACUCGCCUCCAUCAGAAUCCUCCAAUGGGAUGAAUGGGCGAUCUUCUAGAGCUGCUUCCCGUGGGGAGGAUUCUAGUAAGGCCGUGAGCUCAGAAGUCCUGGUGCGGGCCUUUGGUUGGGAUACUGCCGACCUGUUCACGCAGCAGGAUGCCCAAGAGCUCUCGAGACUCCUGUGUGACAAGCUCGAGGAGAUGCUGAAACCGUCGAAAUCUGACAAGCUCAUUCGGGAGCUGUUCGUGGGGAGGCUGGAGAACUACAUCGAAUGCCUCGAUGUUGAUUAUAAGAGUACUAAGGAGGAGGUCUUCUAUGAUCUACAGUUGAAUGUCCUGUCACUUACUGGAGAGCCUCUGGGCUCGCUGGAGGACUCCCUUAAGGAGUACUUACAGCCGGAAGUGAUGGACGGUGAUGACAAGUAUGAUGCCGAGAAGUUCGGGAAGCAACGGGCCAGGAAGGGUCUGAGGCUCUUGUCGAUGCCACCAGUGUUCACGGUGCAGCUCAAGCGGUUCUGCUUCUCGGUCGACACCAUGGACAUGCAAAAAGUCAAUGAAUACUUCCAGUUUGGGGAUGUCCUCGAUAUGUCGCCUUAUCUGGACUGUCCACCGUCGAAUGCAGCGGACAGCGAAUACGUCCUACACACUGUCCUCGUCCACAACGGUAACGUCUAUGGCGGUCACUACUACGCCUUCGUCCGGCCUGAGCUCGGCCAGCCUGGUGGAGAGGAAAAAUGGUACCGGUUUGAUGACGAAAACGUGACUCGAGUGACCAAGGAAGCAGCGGUUGAUGAUAACUUUGGCGGGCCCUUCCCUGCCGAGUUUGAGAACCCUUUCGUGGAGGCGGAUACACGCCCUGCCCGAUCUACUGGCACUAGACGGUCGUCGGCUGGAGGCCGGCAGCAGCAGCAGGGCCGCAGCAACUGCAAGACUCAUAGCGCCUACAUCCUCACUUACAUCAGGUAUUGGGAUAAUACGUACACCGAACUCUCGCUGGAUCCCUAUAAGCUUUCGUCCGAUCGAGUGUGUGCCUUUAGACGGUCGGCUUUAGAGUGGGUGAUGAGGCCAUGCUCCUUGUCGGAAGUGAACCCCUAUCUCCAUCGUAGACUAUUAGCCUCCACCAAUACACCCACUAGUAAGUCGGAAGAGCUCGCUGCUGUUGCAUCUUGGGCAUUGCUCGUGUUGAUAGGCAACUCGUCUAACCCCAGUUCGCUGGAGACCCCUGAGGAAGGCAGCCCAGAGGGGGAGUCUGCCGAACAGACAGUAGACGUUAGUGUUGUGUGCCUGAAUAACGUGUCACUGGUACAACUACUCUCACGACAGUACACUUGGAACCCCGCAUCAGUGGUCGACCAAAUCAUGGCAGCUCUCGCGGAGGACCCCCAGAAACCCAAACUGCCGCCUGGCGCUACUCACACUAUUGUCAGCUCGGGAACUCUGGUCGAGUCUUUGGCCUCCAUUGAAGGUGUUCGAGGCCGGUCUAUCGUCCCCAACGGAGCCCCGCCUCCCUCCAGUGUUAAAGUAUAUCAGCUCGGCCGUGUCGAGAUGAGUCCAUCAUCCAAGGACAUGCCAGCAUUGAAAUUUGUUGAAGUCAUUGGCGGAUACUUCCUCAGUAUGUGUUUACCUCGCAGUGCUUGCAGGGAGCAUCCACUAGCUGGUCAAGUCGCGAGACCUGUGAUGAUAAUAAUGCUGGCAGAUGAGCAGAGCACUCCUAAGCUAGAGGUGGCCGACACCUUGGGAAAAAAGUCCAUUGCAGGGAUUCACUUCGGGAGCAAAUCACGACUCGUGAUGCUGCGCUACUUUGAUCCUAUCAACAGAACUCUGCAGUUCCUCACUACGGCCACCAUCACCCCAUCACCGGCUGGUCUUGCCAAAGUUGCUAGGUACGUUAUUAAUAAGAGGUUCGGUCGAGCUUCGGAGGCGGCCCAUGCCACGGAAAACCUGGCCGAGCGGACGGACUGGAAGCUGUUCCUCGAACGAGAUGGCAGCGCUAUAGAGGUUGAUGCUCUCAGCGACAUGAACAAGUCAGUAUUCAACGAUGUCCUUGGGAAGUACCAACGUAGCAUUAGUGAUGGUGAGGUCAUCGUUGUGCAGUGGUACCAGGAAGGAGUCUUCACGCUUGGCCAGUAUUUUGAGUCCCUCAAGCACUCAGCGCCCGUCACCUUUUUCGCCCACGACCCCUUCACUCGUCUCCAUGGCCCGGGUGUGGACUUCGUUGACACGACAGCAUCGAGUGAAGGGCCUCCUCGGUACACUACACACGAGGCGAUGGUUGAUAUACGUAUCCCACUGCAACAAGCUGUGAUGGAUCUAGUAGAAGCGAACAGAGACUCCAGCAAGCCGUCUCAAUUCCUAUACACCUAUGACCCGUUUUUCGUACCCCUCGACUCCGGUGAGAGCAGCGCCUUGGAUGAUUGCAUCUGCCGAGAUUUGGCUACACUAGCAGAAGGAGACCACGGUGGAGCCUUCUCCCAUCUGGAGCCCUUCGCACAUCCCGAGUUGCAUCUGGUAUUCUUGCGUAAACCAGAGCAUGCCAGUCCAGAGUUGAUGCCAAUGAUGUGCAGGGCGUUCGAUGGUCCGAGGGAAGUAGCGGCCACAGUAGUCUGGUACAAGCCCGCCGACCUACUCACUGACGUCAUCCGUCUAGCUUUGGAUGCCUUGAAGGGAUCGGAAGUAAAGUUUGGUCUGAAGUCUGGCAUCAGAGCUAUGGUCACCUCUGCGGCUUCCCAGGAGACGGUGGACGAUCCGAAAUCGAAGAUCUUGAUGAUAUUGGAUUCGGAAGACCCCACUUCACAGACCUUCGAAAACGUUCGAGCCACGGAGUUGCCCUGUGCUGGGAGGAGCGACAUUUUCUCCGGCCGAGUGGGAGGGAAUUACCUCCGAAUUGAAGAGAGUGUUGAGAAGAAGGGCGGUGAAGAAGUGCCACGCCACCCGUAA
This is a messenger RNA of Perkinsus marinus ATCC 50983, 3279 nucleotides long. RefSeq lists its product as hypothetical. Gene Ontology annotation, molecular function: cysteine-type deubiquitinase activity; cysteine-type endopeptidase activity. Bases 1 to 3279 code for a protein of 1092 amino acids. Gene Ontology annotation, cellular component: cytosol; nucleus. The transcript is spliced from 28 exons. NCBI's taxonomy places the organism in Eukaryota, Perkinsozoa, Perkinsida, Perkinsidae. Gene Ontology annotation, biological process: protein deubiquitination. The record is from RefSeq and is a predicted model, not a curated record.